AAAACACAUACAUGAAACCUGUUUUGUAAUAUAAUUAUACAAACAAAAAAUAAAGAAUAUUCAAAAAAAUAAUGAAUAAAAAACGAUAAAUCCAUUCCAGCCUAAGCCUGAAGAGAAAACAUGUUGCCUAGCGACCAGUGGAAGAGUAGCGUCUGCUAGCUAACUAGGUAAUGUGCUAACACAUGAAAUAUGCUCCAUAAAACUCCGUACAAAUGCCACCGAGAAGAAAAGGACCUUUGCAGCUCGUCCAGAGAGAAGUGGACGAAAUCAAAAAACAGGUUGACAGUCUUGUGAAGGACGUGGAGAGUGGGAAUGGAUACACUGAAGAAGCAUUUCGGAGAUGUCAAGAACUGCAAAUGUCAGCAGAGAAGACACAAAGAACACUGAUGAAACUGACCAAGGCGGAUGAGCUGGCUCCAGUGGGGAACUAUGAUCAGAGGAAACAGGAAGAGGAGAGGCGGCUGCAGGACAUCUUGGAGCGUGUAACCACACUGUCUCUGGAGCUCUCACCUGCAGGACCCAGUACUGCUGCAGGGGAUUCCUCAAAGGAAGAUAGCGAUGAUGAUGAUGAUAAGGACGAAGAUGAUGAUGAAGACAGUAGCGACGAGGAUACUGAUGACGAUGAUGAAGUUGAGAAUCAAGCUGUGAAAACUCCCUCUCAAAUGUACACAGCCCUCAGUGAUUUCAAAGGAGAACAGGAGGGUGAUCUGUCUGUGCAGAGGGGGGAGAUAUUGAAGAUCAUCAGGAAGACAGCAGAUGGAUGGUGGCUGGCUCAGGACACUAAAGGCAACACAGGGCUGGUUCCAAAAACCUACCUGAAGAUUGGCUCUGGUGUUGACGACGAUGAUGAAAAGGACGAUGAUGAUGAGGAGGAAUCUGAGGAGGAGGAAGACGGUGAAGAGCUGGCUGAUGAUCAAGAGAAACCGAGUACUCAUUCCAACUGGAGUACAGUCAAAAAGGCUUUGAGUGGGCUCGAUGCAACAGAUGUGCUCUCAGCAUUGGGGGCUAUACCUGCCGGAUUCGGAACAUCACAUCUCACUAAACUGCUGGAGGAGGAAGGUCAAACAUACAGAGGAAGUCACUACGUCCAGCCGGAGCUCAGCCAAUCACAGCUCUCCUUUAGUGACCUCUUCCUGGAUCCAGACACUGGCAGGGUUCGUGCUCGGCAGGUCCAGACUUGCCUUUGUUUCAGUCUGUGGAGCUGCAAGAUGAUUCCAACUCCUGGGGUCGGAGUUCAAGUCCUCAGCAGACACAUCCGCCUCUGUGCCUUUGAUAAAACUCAAGUGUUGAGUAACAUCCACACUGUGAGGGCAACGUACAACUCCAAGAGCCCCAAGACCUGGAGCUUCUCUCCAAGGAUGACUGGUAUCCUACCUUCCCUCCUCGAUGGGGACUGCUUUCUACGCUGCAACUCGGCACAUCCUAACCUCGGAAUCCUCUUUGAACUUGGAGUCACCUUUAUACGCAAUUCCACAGGUGACAGAGGGGACCUGAGCUGCGGCUGGGCUUAUUUAAAACUGACCGACGACAGUGGAAAUCCACUCCCCAACAGGACCUAUGAGCUGACUCUGAAUAGUGGCUCUCCAUUUGAGGCGGAGGUCCCGAUGGAGAUUGCAGCCACCAGAGGAUCUCCAGCUAGUGUUUUCCAGCAGAUGCUUCAGGCACGGCGGCAGCCCAAACUCAUCAUAAAGUUGAAAUCAGCCAACAGCCGAACCAGAACACAGCUCAGUAUCCUUCCAGACACUCUGCUGCACUCUCUGAGCUGCGUGCACCUGCUGGCUCUGCACAGGCAGCUGCUGGCAGACACUCUCCUGAUGGACAGGUCUACCAUGCAGAACGCAGAUCUGAUAUGCAGUCCUAUACUCUCUACCUUCCCCGUGCUGUUCGACCAACCAGACCUGCUGGAUGCUCUCAGGAGUGUUUGGCUGGAGGCUGAGACCAGCAUGAGCAGAGCGCAGAAGAGAGACUUGCCCCAUUUAAAACAGGAGUUUGUCAAAGUCUACAUGUCCUCCGUGUAUUUCCUGCUCCACUCGCCCUCGCUGCCCCCCCCAUCGCUGGCGGACCCCCCCUCAGAGGAGCAGCGGGCCAGAGUCCUCUUCUCCACCCUGGACGCUCUCAAACAGAGCCAGCACACCAGCGGCACAUCUGGAGGUCUAGAGGUGUUCGUCGACCCCAAGCAUCAGCACCACGCCUUUGAUAUCACAGAGUUGACCUUUGACCUCCUCAAUAUGGCACGGUGACAUCAAGUAUCUUAGAGGAUUUAUUAUUUCAGAGUAUAAUAGGAGGAAACCCCUUUAAUGUGCCAUACAUACAUUUGUGUUGUACUAGAUAUUUUAUAUUUCUGCUGCUGUCAAUAAAUAGUGCGUUCAGUUGAGACAAUUUCAGAUGUGCAUUAAUACACAUUUGGUGCUCCAGUUUGACAGUCUAUUUGGGAUCUAAAAUGUUCACCCAGUGCAUUUAUGUGUUUUUAAUGCAGCUCUAUGGCUCAGAGUCAUAUAUUGUAUCACAUUUGGAUACACAAACUGUUAAGAAGAAUCCACUGUUAGUUUUGGUCUCUCGUUGGGAUUUAUAAAUUAAGUCUCAGUUUUGAGGAAUGCUAGCACAGAGCGAACAUAUAACAUACAGUCCAUAUUCCUGUAUACUUAGUGUGGGAUUUCAUGACUUUAUUGCAGAUAAUGAGCUUGUAUAUUGCCUGGAACCUUGUGAAAUAAAAGUGAAUGUGUACAAUGUGGACAUGAUCACCAAAGACCCCUCUUUUAUAAUAGAGUUCACUCCGCUCCUCUUAAAGUAAACACUAGAACGUGUUACAGAAAAAAGGGAAAGUUUGUGAUGAGAUUAAAACACAUUUCUUUAAUAACAGAACUAAUAAUGACGUUUAUUUGCAUGGCUUUGAUAAAGCUAUUUAUUGCCAGAUUUGGAUUCUAUUUUGCAAUAAACAUCUGAAUAAAAAACAGUUUUCAACUUGA
Messenger RNA from Gymnodraco acuticeps, 2966 nucleotides. It is a transcript of the gene nphp1, whose product is annotated as nephronophthisis 1. Gene Ontology annotation, molecular function: protein binding. NCBI's taxonomy places the organism in Eukaryota, Metazoa, Chordata, Actinopteri, Perciformes, Bathydraconidae. Gene Ontology annotation, biological process: protein localization involved in establishment of planar polarity. Gene Ontology annotation, cellular component: cilium; cytoplasm. The record is from RefSeq and is a predicted model, not a curated record.